This is a messenger RNA of Lonchura striata (white-rumped munia), 1020 nucleotides long. The record is from RefSeq and is a predicted model, not a curated record. NCBI's taxonomy places the organism in Eukaryota, Metazoa, Chordata, Aves, Passeriformes, Estrildidae.
AUGGGGCUGCGCUGUGACCACCGGGUGACACAGCAGGGCCUGCUGGGCACGGCGGCCGGGGUCCUGCUCAGCAUCAUCCUCCUGGGCGCCGUCCUCGCCGCCGUCGCCGUCCGCCGGUUCAAGGCACUGCUGCUGGAGGCCAGGGCCGACCAGACCCGCAGCAGCUACCGGCGCUUCUGCCGCCUGGACGACGUCUCGGCCCGGUACUGGUCGCGCUCGGGGCCGCCCUCGGCCAGCUCGCUGGACAACCCGGCCUUCAGCAACUCGGAGGAGCUGCUGCAGCUGCAGGUGCUGGGCGGCUGCCGGGGGGACUCGGCCCUCGCCGGCGGUGCCAAGCGGGGCCCGGCACCCUGCGCCCACCCCCAGUGCCAGCCCAGUUUCCAUUACGAGUGGGACACCAGCUCCAGCAGCAUCAACGACCCCAUGGUGGACUCGGGGAAAGCCAGCGACAUCUCGGUGUCGAGCUGGCCCGCGGAGCCCAUCCAGUGGGCCCCCUUCCCUCUGCAGCAGCUUUCCCGGCAGCGGCCGCACAAGGCCCGCUGGCCGCAGUCGUUCUGCGAGGGGCUGGAGCUGGGCACGCUGGAGCGGAGCUGGACGGCCUGAGGCCACGGACACAGACGGACGCGAGGGUCAGCUUUAAAACCAACCACAUUUUAUUUCCACGUAACGAGCUCAGUGAAGGACUCCACAAAUUGGACGAUACAAUCAAGGCGGGUGUGAUGUCGGUGAUGUCCCUGCCCCGCUUCCUCGCCAGCUCUGGCUGGGACCGGGCACUCCAGAGCAGGAUACAGAGAGGUGUCAGGACACACAGUGCUGGCAUCCACCAGGUCACGACUUCUGGGGGCAGUCUGGGCAGAAAGGCUGGCGCUUCUGGAGGGCACAUCGUGCUCGGGCCGCAGCGACUCGGCCACGCCGCAGGGAGACAGACACACGAAAGCGCUGCUGCGUCAUUCAUCAUGAUUCAUGUCAAUGAGGUAUAAACACCAGGAUGUCGUAAGCAUUAAAGUUUAUUUUCCAAAA